AUGAAUCACCAAAGCUAGAACUUAAGCUUGUCUUAACCUAAUGUUUUUUCUGCAUCCUUAGAUGGGAACUUUUAAAUUUACUAUAACAUUCUUGCGAUUAGAUUAAUUAACAAGGAGCAAAAUAAUAUAAUUCCUAUUGAUUUCUAAAUUCUGAGAUUGUCUGGAACUAGCAAAAUAUUUCAUGUUAUCGAUGUAAUUGGUUUCAUGAUUAGAUGGAAAAGACAUUGCAUUUAAGAAUUUACAAUUUUGGAUAAUUACAUAUAUAUAUGA
Molecule: messenger RNA, 270 nt
Organism: Paramecium octaurelia
Lineage: Eukaryota; Ciliophora; Oligohymenophorea; Peniculida; Parameciidae
Source: the annotation of a GenBank genome assembly